CAACAAUAACAAAGGACAGCAGUGAGAUCUCGGAGCGACUGAGAGAGACGCGAGCGCUUGUUAAGGGUCCACAAAAUAGUGUUAUCUUCAAAGAAGAAGUAUUUAUAUUGAUAUAUUUAUAUUGUGUAACACAUCCUACCUCAACCUUCAAGCGAGCCGAGUGUUUUUUCCCCUUUGUUUUCCCUUUAUUUUCUGAUUAAACAAACGCUUCCUGUUUACAGGCGUCUCAGUCGCAGAGCCUUAAUUUUUGAACACUUUGUGAAGGCAAUGACUGAGCUUUAAGUGUUCCUAAUACGUGAAGGAGAAACUCAUGCACUUCAGCACCUUUCCAGAGGCUUCUGUGAACAGCUACAACAGCUGAUGACCAAAGAGCCACAUCCUCAAGUGACACUAGCAGGACUGAUCUGGCCCCCUCCUCCUCUCCCAGCUCCCCUACCAUGUUGCAGAGGUUCACCAGCAUCCUAUUCGGAGAUGCCCUGGAGGAGGCCACUGAAUGUCCUGCAGAUGUGGGCUUUAACAGAAAUGAAGAUGACGAGGACUGGAUCCUUGUUGAUUAUCUUGCUGAAGCUUGCUCCAGUGCCUGUGAUGAUGAGUUGAUAGAAGUCUGCUCAGAGAACAUAGAUGCUCCUGACUGCCCUUUGCGCUGCAACUCCUGCUCCUCUCUGGACUCAGCAGCAGACACAGACCCAGAGGACAGAGGGUUCUUGCGCCUGGAUGCUGAGUGUGGUCUUGAGGAGAGCUGGUUUAUCACACCACCACCCUGCUUCACAGCUGGAGGAAGGGGUCCAGUGCUUUUGGAAACUAGUCCUCUGGAGAACCUGCUUAUUGAGCACCCCAGCAUGUCUGUCUAUGCUGUGCAUAGCUCAGAAAACCGCCAGCUAAAGGAAAACUCUUGCGAACCUAGCAUACUUAGGUCUGAGGUUCAGUACAGACCCAGUCACCCUACUGGCUGCUAUGCAGCUGCUCUCACUGCCACACGUGCCAGCUUCCUGGAGCAGGCCAAAAAUGGACGCUUGGCUCAGAGGAUUCGCGACAAUGUGCAGCGCCAGCAGCUGUCCCGUAAUGCGCUCCGACGCCUGAACCUGCUCCGUGAUGGGGGAGCCAGACAGGCCAAAGCCGCUGCAGGUCAUGUCCAGCAGCCCGGACAGAGGCAGUACAACUACUGAGACCAUUGCCACUGUGCCCCCCUCCCCCUCCCCCUCUAUACCUGGCACUAUGCUAGGGGUUAGUCUUUCUUACAUAGACAGAAUGGUAUCCUUCAGAAUCAACAGCAUAGGUCACUUUACUCCAGUGCAGGUACUAAUCUGCUUGAGCAUAUGUCCAAAUCAGGCUUUGUUUCACUCUGGUUCUCCUACGUGAAGCUGACAAUAAAUUUUAAUUGUGUCACAAGUUGCAUUACACAUACAAAGCCUCAUGUAGUGUGAAUGGUCAUCAUUUAUAGUUCUUUGCAUGUUGUUUUUCAGUGGACAUGGCAUUGUAUCAUCCUGUACCUACUUGCUUCAUAUGUAACAAUAUUCAUGGCCAUUUUUUGCAUCACUAAUUGUAUUUUUAGUGAAUUGAUCAGAUGGAUUCUGCUUUCUGUUUUAAAAAAUUCCUUUUACUACAAAAUUUUAUGUCUAGCAUUACUUAUCGCUAAAAGCAUUUAGUAGUAAAUUUCCACAUAUGAAAGAUAUAUUAAGAAAAACUAUUGAAAUAUUUUUAAAAAGGAAAAAAAAAAGUAUUGCAUAUAGUAUGUAAAAGUAUGAAAUUGUAUGAGGUUGUGUUAUCUGCAAUGUGAGGGAUGUAUGUAUGUAGCAUAGCAUGCCUGGUAGCAGGCAUUUUUUAUGACAUUACAGUGCAUAAAAACAAUUGAGUGGGGUUUUUUGUUUGUUCGCUUUAAAUCUGCCAUACAUGUCUCAGGGUCACAACACAGUCACUUGUACUCUACUACAAUGCAGAUUACUUGACAAUUGUUAAUUGUAUUUGUACAUACUGAAGAACUUCUUACAUUUGUAAUUGUGUACAUUACCUGUUUAAAAUAUUUGUAAUUAAUCACUUUUAAGUAAGCUGAAAAAGGCAAAAGAUUUGUUCUAAGACUGUGAAAAGAAAGUCUUUCUCUUGACUGUUAAAUCUGCAAACAAUGACUUAGUCUGUUCAACAAAAAUGUCUUUUCAAAAAUGUUUUUUUUCUCUAACUGUAAUAGGCUUUUGUAUUUUAUGCUUCAUGUUUUAUUAAUUACAUGAAAUUUGUAUUUGCUGAGUUAAAUAUUUAAACCUAAUGUAGCAACAAACUUACAACAGUCUUUAGUUGUUGUUUUAACAUUUGGCGAUUGAUCUAAAAUAACACAAAAUAGUGACAUACUAAAUGUGUCAUGUGGAGGAACCAGAUUGAUGGAUAUGAAGUGUCUCAAUUAAUGGCAAAUACAGCUGGUGUUUAUGAAAAUAUUCAGUAUACUUGAUUGAGCAAAAUGAAUAGCACACCUCUAAGAUGCUCUAUCCCUGGCCACAGGAAUACAUACGUGUUAUUUUUCUUAAUUCACUUAACGUUUUUUUUUUCUUUAGCAUUAUUUCUGCAGUUAUAGAAAUUUUAGUAAUGCGGCAGCUUUUCCACUUUUGUCACACUUUCAGUUUGUCUAGUGAAGCAAAUAUAUAUUGUUUUUUUUUUUGUCUUCAGCAAUCUAACUGUUCAUGUUAAUAACAGGGAUUUUAUGUUGCCUUGAAAUCUGUUAAAGAUCUUGUGCCUUCCAGGUUAACAGUGUGACAAUGCAUUAGUGAAGAACUUGAAUUCUGUCCAAAGGGACUUUAACUCACUAUGCACAGGGGAGUAAAAUUGUCUCUGUGAUCCAGUCACUCUAUCCUUAUUUUUCUGUAAAAAUUGUAGCAAUGUUUUUUCUGUGUUUGUGUCGAUAAUAAAUAACGUGCCCUUACUCACUAGGUUUCUCAGUCAGACAAUUGUUUGAUUUUCAGUUUACUGGAAUAAAACAGCACUUUGCCAAACGAAUAGGUUUAAGUACCCUAUGUUUAUUUUACUCUUAGUACAUUGUGGAUUCAUAUUUGAAAUGUACACCGUAUUUUAUUUGUUACUAGCAUAAUAUACUAUUGUAAUACGUCUAUUAUCUUGUCAGUAUAAUUUAUGCUUGUUUAUUUUUAAAUAAAUGCCUUGUUUUUAAA
This is a messenger RNA of Tachysurus vachellii, 3149 nucleotides long. It is a transcript of the gene tp53inp1, whose product is annotated as tumor protein p53 inducible nuclear protein 1. NCBI's taxonomy places the organism in Eukaryota, Metazoa, Chordata, Actinopteri, Siluriformes, Bagridae. The transcript has 4 exons. The record is from RefSeq and is a predicted model, not a curated record. Bases 438 to 1166 code for a protein of 242 amino acids. Gene Ontology annotation, biological process: autophagosome assembly; positive regulation of DNA-templated transcription. Gene Ontology annotation, cellular component: autophagosome; nucleus.